Messenger RNA from Zasmidium cellare ATCC 36951, 2934 nucleotides. Its product is annotated as glycoside hydrolase family 2 protein. The record is from RefSeq and is a predicted model, not a curated record. Bases 1 to 2934 code for a protein of 977 amino acids. Lineage: Eukaryota; Fungi; Ascomycota; Dothideomycetes; Mycosphaerellales; Mycosphaerellaceae. The transcript has 4 exons. Gene Ontology annotation, biological process: glycoprotein catabolic process. Gene Ontology annotation, molecular function: beta-mannosidase activity.
AUGUGGAAAUCCGCGGUGAUUUCGUUGCUCUCCCUUGCAGGACCAUCUUUCGCCCAGUUUAACUCGCAUUGGGGCGGAUGGCACCCAGGCCCAAGUUCUAACCAUGACCAAAACAAUGCCAAAGUCAUUGAUCUCAGCGGAAAUGGCUGGACGCUCAAGAGCCAAAAUGGUAGCAUCUCCGUCCCAGCCAGCAUCCCUUCACAGCAAUACAUCGAUCUUUAUGCCUCCAACACCAUCGAUGACCCCCUCUACGGCCUGAAUAACGUCAACCUCGACUGGGUCCGCGAUCAAAACUGGACAUACUCGCGCAGCGUUUCACAGCUCCGCACAGGCGGUCCUCGGGGAGGAUGGCGUGGUGGACAGACGUCGACGUAUCUUGUGUUUGAAGGCUUGGAUACUUUCACGACGAUUACGUUCUGUGGCAAGGUUGUGGGGGCCACGGAAAACAUGUACAGGCAGUAUACGUUUGAUGUGACUGAUGUGUUGAGCUCUUGUCGGGGGGCGCCGCAGUUGAGCUUGAAUUUUGGUCCUGCGGUGCCGAUUACGCAUGCGAUUAGUGAGGGGCCGGAUCAGGAUGGCACUGUUAACUUCGCUGACAGCUGCAAUAACAGCACCGAUGCUGAACUGAGUUGCAAAGCCUACGCCAGGAAAGAACAGAAUGAUUUUGGAUGGGAUUGGUCGCCUGCAUUGGUUCCAGCAGGGCCAUGGAGACCGCUUUAUGCUGUUCAGAUCACGAGAAACCAGCUUUACAUUAACAAUGCGGCUAUUGAUAUCUACCGCAAGGGACAGCAGAAUAACCUUCCACCAGACCAGUCACAGCCAUGGAUCUUCAACGCUAGUAUCGACUUCACUGGCGACCUUCCACGCGGCUCGAGCAUGCAACUCACUCUUUCGGACCAAGGUGGUCGACAGAUCUUGCAGAAGAGGCUCGGUGGCGUCUACAGCUCGAGUAACACCAUUUCCGGCAGUACUACAAUUGAUCCAAGUUCAGUUCAACUUUGGUGGCCUAGCGGCAUGGGCUCUCAGCCGCUUUAUAACGCAAAAGUGGAUAUCUUGAGUGGAGGCGGGCGAUUUGGGAGCAACUCCAUUGCGAACGCUGAGCGACGAGUGGGCUUCCGAACGAUCGUGCUGAAUCUUGGUGCCAUCACACCUGAGCAGCUGGCACGUGGGAUUGGAGAUGGUGCGAACUGGCACUUUGAAGUCAACGGGAAGGAGUUCUACGCCAAAGGAUCUAACCUGGUGCCCCCGGACGUCUUCUGGCCUCGUGUAGAUGACGGAACGGUGCAGAAUCUUUUCCAGCUUGUCAAAGAUGCCAACAUGAAUAUGCUGAGAGUGUGGUCGUCUGGAGCGUACCUUGACGACUGGAUCUACGACAUUGCCGACGAGAUGGGCAUUUUCCUGUGGUCUGAAUUCGAAUUCACUGACGCCACGUACCCUAACAACGACCGGUACUUCGCAGAGUAUGAGGCUGAGGCAUACUACAAUGUCCGGAGAGUGAACUACCACCCAAGUCUGGCUCUCUGGGCAGGUGGCAACGAGUUGGAAGCCGUCAUCAACCAGUAUGGCAUCGGCAAGGAGAACUACGAGAUGAUCCAGCUGCAAAUCCUGAUCAAAUGUGUCUACGCCAACACCAAAUCCAUCAGCUACAUCCCCUCAUCGACAUAUAAUGGCUACAUAAGCCUCGACUUCAACUCUGUUCGCCCACAGACACCUCGCUACCUCAGCGGGACACCGGGAAACUUCUACAACGACACCGACACAUAUCAAUAUGACGCACCGACGCUGUUUGACUUCAACACCUAUCCGGAAGGUCGUUUCGCCGAUGAGUUUGGCUAUAUCAGCUUCCCGUCGAUCCAGACCUGGGAGCUCGAGGCACCGGAAAGCGAUCUCUAUGUUGAGUCGCCGACCGUGGUCAAUCAUAACCGUCAUGUUCCAUUCGGGGCUGCGGCCUCCGAUGACGUCCGAGUCAAUGCAGCCUUGCGUGUGAUCAGGGUUCCGGAGAGCCAGUCGUUGCAGGGAAUUCAUGAGAUUACGGCUUCCACGCAUUUGUAUCUUCCUGCGCCCAAUCUUGCGGAUUCGAAGGCGAACUUCACCGCCUGGUGUUACUCGACCCAGAUCAUUCAUGCCGAUGCGAUGGCACAUCAGAUUGCCUUCUACAGGCGUGGAUCUGGUAUGCCUGAACGAAACCUUGGCUCGCUGUACUGGCAGUUCAACGAUCUCUGGGCCGCACCAACAUGGGCCAGCGUUGAAGCCAGCGGCCGCCAGAAGCUUCUCUACUACACCGCCAAGGACAUAUUCUCCCCUGUCAUAGUCUAUCCUUAUUGGAACCGCAACACCACGGACCUCGCCAUCUACGUCACUUCCGACCUGCAAGAUUCUGUCUCCGGCACUAUGUCCUAUCAGUGGGUGGACUAUAAAGGCAACCCGCUCUCCGUUGGCGGUACCGUGACCAUCGAAGGCCACCGAAACGGCACUGGCAACAACGGCACUCAGCCUUCCCAGGCCAACCGCCUCAACUUCAACGUCGGCGCUAUCAACACCACCGAAGUUCUGCACUACCCCUCCCUUCAAACCACCUUCUCCAACUCCAACGUCAGCAUGGACAAUGCUGUACUCAUCCUCUCCAUCCAAGCCGGCCAAUACACCCACAAACAAUUCUUCCACCCGGCCAACCUCAUCGACGUCGACCUCCCCGACCCGGGCCUCACACUCCGCCAAAGCGGAAACGGCUUCACAGUCACGGCCACAAAGGGCGUCGCGGCGUGGGUCUGGUUGGAGUAUGACACGAAUGCUGUGCAGGGGAGUUGGAGCGAGAAUGGGUUCUGGUUGAAUAAGGGCGAGAGUAAGGAUGUGACUUUUACGGUGAUCAGUGGUGGCGGGGAUUGGGCGAGCUCGGUGAGUGUUAGGAGUGUUUGGGACAACUUGGGGAGGUGA